GAGCACUCCCAAUGGCUUCCCCAAUCUCAUCUCUAUCCCCAUAUAUAGAUAACAUAUAAAAAAAACCACUUCCCAAUGGCUUCCUUAUCUUCAAUUGAAUAUCUAAACCAUUAUCUAAAUUGUUUUUCACUCUUCAAACUUGAAGAAGCAAAAGACCGGUCCCUAAACGUUUUUUUACUCUCAAAAUAUUGUCUCUCUCCUGCCACAUCAGCCGAGAACUCGCAGGGGUCAAUUUCCGUCAUUUGCAAUCCUCUCUCUCGCGUUCCUCUCUCUCGCGCUCUUCUCUCUCGCGUUCGCUCUCUCUCGUGUUCGCUCUCUCUCCUCGAUUCACUCUCUCUCGUGCUCAGCCGUGCUCAAUCGUGCCUCGCGUUUGGUCUCUGCCUCUGUCGCAGUUCUCGUGCUCAAUCGUCCUCAAUCCCUCAAUCGUGCCUCGCGUUCGCUCCCUGCAAACCCUAACUCGUAAUGAGCAUGCCUGUUAUGGAUUCCCCCAUGGUUGAUGUGAAUAAUAACAAGGUGAAGCCAAAGAAAUCCGAGAAUUAUACGGUUCAAGAAGACCUUAUUCUAAUUGCGGCUUGGGAGCACACUAGUGAAGAUGCAAUUACCGGGACGGAUCAAGCAAAGGAGCAAUACUGGAUUCGUGUUUGGCGUGAGUAUUCUGAGAAUGCAAAGUCAUAUCCUCCUCGUAGUGAUAAGUCAAUCGUGAAUCGCUUUAGUGUUAUUCGGACCAAGUGUUUGAAAUUUUCUGGUAUUGUUCAAAGUAUUGAGAAUGCACAUCCUAGUGGCAUGGGAGAGAAAGACAAGCUAAAUGAAGCUUUGAAAACAUGGGCCCUAGAAGAGAAAGAAAAAAGUUUCAAACUACUUCAUUGCUACAAUGUCUUGAAGAACUCACACAAAUGGAUGACUGAAGUUGUUCUACCUACAAGUAGAAGAAACAUUCCAGCAUCGGCGGAAUGUUAUACAAUUGGGGAUGAUGAUAUACCUUCGGGGCAUGUGGAGCCGGAUAGGCCUAUUGGGAGGAAAGCGGAGAAAGAGCUAAGGCGGAAGAAAAAGAUGAAAGUUGAAGAUAGUGAAGAGUCAACAGCUUCCGUCAAUUUUCGUCAUUCGCAAGAAAUGCUUCAAAAAAGGCAUGACCAAAGGAUGGAAGUUGUAGUUGAAGAUACAAAGAAGAUGGAUGAGCUAAUGGAGAUGAAGAGGGAGAAAAUCAGGCUUGACCAAGAUAAUAACCCAUAUCAUAAUGAUGAUUGUUUAUAACAAAGUUCACUGGUGGAGCACGACCAUUGAUGAUGUCUGUGAACAAAGGGGAACGCUCAAGAACGUUUAUGUCAUUGAGCGAUCCUGGAAGUCCGAAGAAUGAAUGCCAUAUCCAUAGAUCUCGAGAUGCUACAGCCUCCAAGAUUAAAGUUGCUUCUUUAUGAUGGCCGGAGUAAUGACCUUUCCAUGCACUUGGACAAUUCUUCCAUGUCCAGUGCAUACAAUCUAAGCUACCAAGCAUUCCAGGGAAUCCACGAUCCUCAUGUAGCUGAAGCAACCUGGAAAUAUCAGUAGAAUUAGGUUGCCUCAGGUAACGUUCGCCGAAAACGACAAUCACUGCUUCAACAAACUUUUUCAUCGCCUCAUUUGCGGUACUUUCA
This is a messenger RNA of Tripterygium wilfordii, 1631 nucleotides long. RefSeq lists its product as uncharacterized. The record is from RefSeq and is a predicted model, not a curated record. The coding region runs from base 463 to 1251 and encodes 262 amino acids. Lineage: Eukaryota; Viridiplantae; Streptophyta; Magnoliopsida; Celastrales; Celastraceae. The transcript is spliced from 4 exons.